This is a messenger RNA of Phoenix dactylifera (date palm), 2018 nucleotides long. Its product is annotated as thylakoidal processing peptidase 1, chloroplastic-like. The record is from RefSeq and is a predicted model, not a curated record. Gene Ontology annotation, molecular function: serine-type endopeptidase activity. Gene Ontology annotation, cellular component: chloroplast thylakoid membrane. Lineage: Eukaryota; Viridiplantae; Streptophyta; Magnoliopsida; Arecales; Arecaceae. Gene Ontology annotation, biological process: thylakoid membrane organization.
CCCCCGUGUUCUCCUCCUUGUUUGCUCCUUUCACCUUUGACCCCCAUCGCCUCGCUCUUUGCCUCUCCUGAGCCCCCCUCUCUCUUCUUCCCUCCGAGGGAAGAAGAGCUCGGGAAACCAACCAAACCCUAACUUUAAUCCCCUCCUCCAUCAAACCCUUGUCUUCUCGCAACCCCUUUGAUUGCCCUUUUCCGAUCUCGAUCCGGUGGUCUUUUCCGCAGAAAGGGCUUAUUCUCUGUGAUCUCGAGCCUCCCCUCGAUCCCUCCGCGCUCUCCUCCAGACCCCGUGCAUCCGACCUUGCUCCGUUUCUCCAAGAUCGCAGCCAUGGCGAUUCGCGCCACCGUCUCCUACUCCAGCUACCUGGCCCAGUCCAUCGCUGCCUCCGCCGCCCUCCGCUGUGGCCACUGCCGCCUCUUCUGCGACGUCGCCGGACGCAGCCCCCUUGCCCUCUUCGCCGGCCACCGCCGCUCCGACAAUGAUGAUCCCCCCGCCCCGGGCCGCGGUCCCAGUCGAUCUAGGGUUUCCGAUUGGUCCAAGACCCCGGCUUCCCGGUUCUCCUCCUCGUCAUCCUUCUCAAAGGACUCCUCGGUGAAUGAUCGCUGCGUGCCGAAUCUGACUGUUGGCUUGCUCUCUGUCAUGGUUUCCGGCUCUGGCUCGUCGACUGCCGGCGUCGGAUUUUUCGGGAUCUCAUCUUCCAUGGGGAUGGGGUUCAAGCCUUCGUCGCUGCUUCCGUUCUUGCAGGCAACGAAGUGGUUUCCUUGCAGUGAAUUCCUCCCGGGGUCGGCGAGAAGUGCCUCGGUGGAUGAGGGAGGGACCGUUCCCAGUGAUAAGAGAGACAUGAUUCCUCUCAACAGUAAUGGUGGGAUGGUUUCUUCUGAGGGAAGUGGGGCUAAGGAGAGUUCGAGCUCCAUGAUGACUGCGAAGGGGUUGGAUAGCAAGCUCGGGGAAAUGAAUUCGGGUGAGAGGCAUGGGUGGCUUUCGCGGUGGAUGAAUUCCUGCUCAGAUGAUUGUAAGACUGUUCUUGCAGCGCUGACUGUUCCGCUGCUGUACGGGUCGCUCAUGGCAGAGCCGAGAUCGAUCCCUUCUAGGUCUAUGUAUCCGACUUUUGAUGUUGGAGACAGGAUUCUAGCAGAGAAGGUCUCUUAUCUAUUCCGAGAGCCAGAAGUCACAGACAUUGUUAUCUUCAAAGCUCCUCCAAUUCUUCUGGAAAUUGGAUACAAUUCAAGCGAUGUCUUCAUCAAAAGGGUUGUGGCUAAAGCUGGGGACUAUGUCGAAGUGCACGAUGGUAAAUUGUUGGUGAAUGGUAUUGUCCAAGAUGAAGAGUUCAUAUUAGAGCCUCUUGACUAUGAAAUGGAUCCAGUGCUUGUACCUGAAGGUUAUGUCUUUGUGCUGGGAGAUAAUCGCAAUAACAGCUUUGACUCUCAUAAUUGGGGUCCACUUCCUGUCAAAAAUAUUCUUGGAAGGUCAGUGAUUCGAUAUUGGCCGCCAUCAAAAAUAUCAGACACUAUUUAUGAACCAAAUGCAGUGCAAAAUGUGCUGGUAGUUUCUUGACACAUGCCCUUCCGCUUGAAGAACAAGAUCUGACUGGUAAGGAUGAUUCUGAUGGUUGCCUGAGAUGUUAAUAAGGCGGACGUUCUACUUCCAGCACGAGUUGUUGUCUCUCUCAAUGAUUUGUGCACCAUUGGGCUUUCUUUUUUCUUGAGACGGCUUAAAAGAUGAUGAAAUAGACCAAUGGACGAGCCACGUGUGAUAUGUCUCUUGGGAUUAUGGGGAUUUGAACAGGUUCCUUCUGUGCUCUCGAGCCCAAGUCGAGGAGCAGAACAAUGGGCGGACAUCCUGAGGGGGCGUUUGGUAACCCAACAUGAUCACCACAGUGAUCUAAGAUCUCCGGUGAUCCGAAUGCUGGGGUGAUUUGAAUUUCAAUGAUUUAAGAUCAACGUGUUUAGUAAGCCAUAGUUCAGUGGUUAAAAAUUUCUGGAUAUCCCUGAAUAACUUAUUUGGUAUGAUGCGGAAUUCAA